Molecule: messenger RNA, 2739 nt
Organism: Naegleria lovaniensis
Lineage: Eukaryota; Heterolobosea; Eutetramitea; Acrasida; Naegleriidae
Exons: 2
Coding region: 1-2739 (912 amino acids)
Molecular function (GO): nucleic acid binding; ATP binding; RNA helicase activity
Source: RefSeq, a predicted model, not a curated record
AUGGAAGGAUACGACAAUUUUCUCAACCGGCUCAAAUCCAACACGUAUGAUAUGCAACAGGAAGAGCAAGCCUUCAGACGGAAAGAAGAAGAACGGAAAAAGAAGAAGGAGAGCCCAUUUUCCAAGUUUGGACUUUCUCAACUCUUACUCAAACAAAUUAAAAGAUGUGGUUUCUAUAAUCCCACUCCGAUUCAACAUGCAUCCGUGCCAGUGAUUUUGCAAGGACGUGAUGUUAUUGCUAUGGCUCGGACAGGUUCAGGUAAAACAGCCUCUUACUUAUUUCCAUUGUUUGAACGGUUGGAUUAUAAACAUUCAUCCACGGUGGGUGCAAGAGCCUUGAUUAUUGUUCCGACACGUGAAUUGGUUUUGCAGGUGAAUAAGGUGAUUUAUGAUUUCAUUGGUAAAGUUUCGGAUUUGAAGACUUGUAUGUUGUUUGGUGGUAAAUCCAUUGAGGGACAAUUUGAGAGAUUGAGUGCAAAUCCUGAUAUAAUUAUUGCAACACCUGGACGUUUGUUGCACAUCAUGGUAGAAACUGGUCUCUCAUUAAAGAGAGUGGAAUAUGUGGUAUUUGAUGAAGCAGAUCGUUUAUUUGAAAUGGGACUCUCUGAGCAAUUAUAUCAAAUUAUUGACAAAUUACCGCAAACAAGACAAACUCUACUCUUCUCUGCGACUUUACCAACAGCUGUUGCUGAAUUUUCUAAAGCAGGCCUCAAUCAACCUGAAUUGAUUCGAUUAGAUUCUGACAUUAAAGUGAGUGACACGAUCCGAUUGAGUAGCAUUUUCAUGAGAUCCAACGAGAAGUAUGCAGCUCUUAUUUAUUUAUUGAACAAUAUUAUUAGCAAUAGAGAAUCAACAAUUAUUUUCAUUCCAACUCGUCAUCAUGCAGAAUAUUUAUUAACAUUAUUUUCACAUUACAAAAUUGAUGCAACAGUUGUUUAUGGUAGUAUGGAUCAACAAGCUCGUACUGAAAAUUUAGAAAAAUUUAGAAAUGGAGAAGUUAAUAUUUUGCUCGUCACAGACGUUGCUGCUCGUGGUAUCGAUAUUCCUGAAGUGAAUAAUGUCAUUAAUUUUAACUUUCCUGGAAAACCUAAAUUAUUUGUUCACAGAGUUGGACGUGUGGGUCGUGCUGGUAAGAUUGGUACCGCUUAUUCCCUGGUAGCACCAGAUGAAAUUCCCUUCUUCCUAGAUUUGGAGCUUUUCUUGGGUAGAAAAUCAAAGAAUGUUGUUCUGGAAACUAUUUAUGAAGAUGAUGAAACCAGAUUCGUGCCAGCAGAUUUAACUGGUAGAAACUGGAGAGAAUAUAUCGAUGGAUAUUUUGGAACUGUUCCACAAGCUAUCAUUGAUCGUGAAAUUGAACAAAUUACCAAGUUUGAGAGUAUUGAUCAAGCACUGAAAACAGAAGGAGAGGUCUGCACACGAGCCAUACAACUCUACAAUCGAACAAGAGGUGAACCUAGUGGAGCCUCUAUCGCACGAGCCAAAGAGUACCUCAACGUUUCUAUUCAUCCCAUGAUCAAAAUCUUUGAAGUCAUUACCGAUGAAGAGGAAGAGCAACAAGACAUUUUAACACAAAUGAAAAUGUACAGACCUGGUCAAACCAUAUUCGAAUUCAAGGAAAAGGAAAAAAGUGCAGAAGCUGAAGUGAUGAGAAAACGAAGACAAUUCCUCAAGCAAGCUCAAGUGUUAAAACAAGUUCGAGAUUAUGCUAUCGUUUCUGGAGUUGAAGAUGUUGAGCAUCAAGAUCAUGAGAAUGGUGACCAUGCUUCAUCAUUCCAUACUCUCGAAUCGUCUGCUCCAAAGACACCAAAAACACUCGCAGAAAAAUUAUUAAGCGACACUUCCAAACAAGAACGAUUUGUGAAAUUAUCCUCAAUCACACCCACAACCAAAGCAAAGAAGAAGGAGUUUAGAGAUCCUAACUUUUUCAUGGAUUAUGGAAAAGAUGAAACUAACAAUACUACUGAUUCCACACAAGAUCAUCACUACUCUCUGAAUGGUUCCUCUAAUAAGAAGAAGAAACCACUCACAAGUGUCGUCUCGAGUGAAUUCAAUGAAAUUACACAAGUGGCUAUUAAUGAUGCAGUGAUGGAUAUUGGAGGUGAAACGAGAGAUGAAUUGAAUAAGCAACAACGAAAGAAACAAGGAAUGAUAUGGGAUCGAAAGAAGGGUAAAUAUGUUGUGGGAGUGAUGGGUGUGGAUGGUAAAGUGAGACGAGAUGACAAUAAGAGGAAGGACGAUCUCAAAACGACAGAUGCCUAUGCCAAAUGGAGAAAGAGAACUCAUGGUCGAAUUCAACAAGUGGGUGAGAUGGAAGAAAAGCAAGAUUUUGUUUCUGGAAAGAGAGGCAGACAGAAUGACGAUGAAGAAUAUUACAAUGACGGCUCCCAUAAUGAUUAUGAGGGAGGUGACGAUGGUGAAGUUACUCUCACAAAUAAUAAGAAGAGAAAGAAGGCUCCAUGGGAAGAGAAGAAGGACAAGAAUAAGAAGAGAAAGUUAGUGAAGGAAGGAAAGGCGGGCAAGGAGGAAGUAAAGAGCGAGGCACAACUCAAGAAGAUUAGAAAUGAAAUGAAGAAGAAGCAACAACAUAAUAAGGUCAAAGGUCUCAUGAAGAGACACGGAGCUCAGUCUGUCCUCAAUUCCAUCCAAAGAAAGGGUAUGAUUAAGGCUCUAGAACAACGCAAUGCCAUGCCAAACAGAAAUUCAAAAGGUCAAGUUCGAUUUUUCAAGCGAAGAAAGUAA